Messenger RNA from Sparassis crispa, 1905 nucleotides. RefSeq lists its product as hypothetical. The transcript is spliced from 6 exons. Gene Ontology annotation, molecular function: zinc ion binding; nucleic acid binding. NCBI's taxonomy places the organism in Eukaryota, Fungi, Basidiomycota, Agaricomycetes, Polyporales, Sparassidaceae. The record is from RefSeq and is a predicted model, not a curated record. Bases 1 to 1905 code for a protein of 634 amino acids.
AUGGCUUCUGAAGCGGCAGAGAUUAUCGACCUCACAGUUACUCCCCCACCGGUAUAUGCUGACCUGGAGGACGAAGAGAUCAUCCUCGUGAACGAGGAGACUACAACCAAUUCGAAUGGAAAGCCAAAGAAGCCUCGAAGGAAGAAGGGACGCAUGACAGAACCUGUUGAAGUUGGUGUUGGAGCGAAGGCCAGUAUGAAUGGCGUCCCUCACGUUAACAUUACGAAUGGGUGCGAUGGAAAGCGGACUCCAGCGGAGAAGACGCUGACCAAAAAGUCGCUACUCGAGCGUAUGCAAGACGCCAAUUCAGUCAAUGCCUCUACCAGCGGAAGUGGGGGAGUAGUCAAUCUGGAGGAAUCAGAACGCGGAACGAAAAGGAAGAAGCGAAAGCAGAAGAGAAGUGGGUCGUUGUUACAGGACUCAGAACAAUAUCAGGGUCGUGGACGACGCUCUCGCUCACCCGAUCGACAGAAGGAAGACAACAGAUCAUCUAACUCGGCGAUAGAUGACAAUAACUGCGCCUCUUUGUUCUUCGUCGAUGUCAAUCAUUCUGACCUUCCAUCCUCCAUGAAACUCAACGAGCAGCAACCAGGGUCUUCGGGGAAAACACCAGAGCAGGAAGAGACACCUAUGCUGCUACUUCCGGCGCACGUCUCUGUGUUCGGCGAAGGUGGCGUGGACCCUGUAGAGAUUCUUCCACCAUCGAAUCCGGUUUCCGACGACGACGACUACAUUGAAUAUCUGGACUAUGACGAUGAUCGCAAGGCUCCGUGGAUGAAACGGUAUUUCGACCAACCUGAGGACGAGGAAAAGGUUGCGAAACCGACAAAGAUCGUGUGCAAGAAUUGUGGGGCAGAAGGCGAGCACAAGACGUACCAGUGCCCCGUCCUAAUUUGUCUAACGUGUGGCGCACGAGAUGAACACUCCACACGGAGUUGUCCCAUCAGUAAGACGUGUUUCACAUGCGGUAUGAAGGGACAUAUCAAUAAGACAUGUCCCAAUCGGUAUUCCAGUCGAGCUGGCGUCAGCCAAUCUGAAUGCGAUAGAUGUGGUGCACGAACACACAACACCAAUGAAUGCCCAACGCUGUGGCGCAUGUAUGAGUACGUUGGCGAUUCAGAGCGGCAGACUAUCUUAGUUGCCCGAGAUGCCAAGAAGACACUGGCGCUAGGACAGGGCGGUGAAGGCUACAUCGCCUCUGACGAAUGGUGUUAUAACUGUGGCGCCUGUGGCCAUCUAGGAGAUGACUGUAGAGGGCUACCAUAUGCACCGGAUAUCCCCCGCGAGCCCUCCGCGUUCGGUUCGUACAAUACCGUGUCAGGGCCCUUCUAUGACACUUCAUCGGCAUCCAACGAGAAGCGUCCGCCUCGCGACUGGGAAGUUGCGUCUGCGUUCGCUGACGGGUUCGGAUUCAAUGCACCCAUGAAUGUCGGCAAACAGGGUCGGCAGAAGGAGCGGGCGCGGAUGGAGAUGCGCGCGAAGGAAAUUGAAGAGGAGGAGCGGCAGGAUGAUUGGUUCGCGCGACCAAAUGGUCGCAGGAGCGGUGAAGGUGCUGAAAAUGGGCAAGGACAACCCAAAGGAUAUGCGGGUGGGAAGAAGAUAGAGAUUGGCCUAUCAAGUUCCAACUCAAGGAGAGAUAAUAGACGGGACAACAGAGAUGGGGUUGACCGGCCACGCCUGGUGUAUGAUGACCUACCCGGACCAUCACGAGAAACGGAUUCAAUACGGUUGCUUGGGGCAGCUACGAAACAGUACGAUGACCGGUAUGGUGACCGGUAUAGUGGCAGUCGGCGCGGUCGGUCGAGAGAGCGGGACCGAGGGAAACACUGGGACAGACGGGACGAUAGACGAGAUGAAAGACGGGGAGAGAGAGGGCCGCGGUAUCGAGGAGGCUAUGCUCGAUGA